GAUAAAAUAUCAGUGCACGCCGGAGUGCUGACACGGCUAGCAUUGUGUACUCAUGGUGUAUUGUGCUUCAUUCAUAGUGCAUAUUUUCGGGGGCGCCGUACCGUGGCAAAAGCACACCCAGUCAAUUGUAUAGUGCGAUGUGCGUGCAACGGUCGUGUUUUCGUCUCUCGCGCCGCGCCGCACGAAAAUGACAUUCAGUUAAGUUAGAAAACCGAUCGCCAUCUGUUUUUGUGCCAAUAUGUGUUGCACGAGGUUCAGCAACUACAUAUUCCGGAGUGUUGUUAAAUACACAUGUGGAUUGGCGAGCAGAGAGAGCGACGCCGAUAUGUCGCUGAAGCAGGGCAGCGGCACCGGCAAGGUCCACUUCGGAGGCCUAGACGAUGUGUCUCUGUACGGCACGCCGGUGGAGCCCGCGCCGCCAGCGCCCGACGCCAAGCAGGGCUUCCUGCGGAACCAGCUGCAAGCACUGUUCCAGCCGACGGACAACAAACUGGCCAUGAAGCUGUUCGGCUCCAAGAAAGCCCUGAUGAAGGAGCGCAUCAGGCAGAAGGCAGCUGGCCACUGGGUCAUACAUCCGUGCAGUAGUUUCAGGUUCUACUGGGAUCUCUGUAUGCUACUGCUCCUAGUGGCGAACUUGAUCAUUCUACCAGUUGCCAUCUCCUUCUUCAACGACGACCUCAGCACGCGAUGGAUUGCCUUCAAUUGUCUCUCAGACACCAUAUUCCUUAUAGAUAUCGUUGUUAAUUUUAGAACAGGAAUAAUGCAGCAAGAUAAUGCAGAGCAAGUGAUAUUAGAUCCCAAGUUAAUAGCGAAGCACUAUUUGAGGACAUGGUUCUUCCUUGACCUCAUCUCUAGUAUACCACUAGAUUAUAUAUUUUUGAUCUUCAAUCAGGUAAACGACUUUAGCGAAAGCUUUCAAAUCCUCCACGCGGGUCGAGCGCUAAGGAUACUCCGGUUAGCGAAGCUUCUCUCUCUCGUGCGACUGCUACGGUUAUCAAGACUCGUCCGAUAUGUGUCCCAAUGGGAGGAAGUAUAUAUCUUGCAGAACCUUCAAAAAAAGCGCACGGAACGGAGGGGGCGGCUCAGCUCCGAUGUUGCCAAAAAGAAGGGUCACACCAAAAGCAAUCUGAUCUUCAAGUUUCUCAACAUGGCGUCGGUGUUCAUGCGGAUAUUCAAUCUAAUCUGCAUGAUGUUGUUAAUCGGCCACUGGUCUGGCUGUCUUCAGUUCCUCGUUCCUAUGCUACAGGGAUUCCCUGCUAACUCUUGGGUUGCAAUUAACGAAUUACAGGAGGCAUUCUGGCUAGAACAAUACUCGUGGGCGCUGUUUAAGGCGAUGUCGCACAUGCUGUGCAUCGGUUACGGACGGUUCCCGCCACAAUCCCUAACGGACAUGUGGCUGACCAUGCUCUCGAUGAUAUCGGGCGCCACUUGCUACGCGCUCUUCCUCGGACACGCAACCAAUCUCAUACAGUCGCUCGAUUCUUCAAGAAGGCAAUACAGAGAAAAGGUGAAACAAGUGGAAGAGUAUAUGGCGUAUCGGAAGUUGCCAAGAGAGAUGCGUCAGCGGAUCACGGAGUACUUCGAGCACCGGUACCAGGGCAAGUUCUUCGACGAGGAGCUGAUCUUGGGUGAGCUGAGCGAGAAGCUCAGGGAAGACGUCAUCAACUACAACUGCCGGUCACUCGUCGCCUCGGUGCCGUUCUUCGCGAACGCCGAUUCAAACUUUGUAUCGGACGUCGUCACUAAGUUACGCUACGAAGUCUUCCAACCUGGUGAUAUCAUUAUAAAAGAAGGAACCAUCGGAAACAAAAUGUACUUUAUCCAAGAAGGCAUCGUGGAUAUAGUGAUGGCGAACGGUGAGGUGGCGACGAGCUUAUCGGACGGCUCUUACUUCGGCGAGAUUUGCCUGCUGACUAACGCACGCCGCGUCGCCUCCGUGCGCGCCGAGACCUACUGCAACCUGUUCUCCCUGUCCGUGGACCACUUUAACGCCGUUCUCGACCAGUACCCGCUGAUGCGGCGCACGAUGGAGAGCGUCGCCGCCGAGCGGCUGAACAAGAUCGGCAAGAACCCCAACCUGGUGGCGCACCGUGAGGACGACACCACGUCGGAGGGCAACACGAUCAACGCCGUGGUGAACGCGCUGGCCGCGGAAGCGGAGCACGUGAGCCUGUCGGACGACAGCGUAGCGCGGCUGUCGGAGCGCUCGCUGGGGCUGGCACUGCAGCCGCUGCAGGCGGCGUCGUGCCGCAUGGCGGGCGUGGCGCUGCCAGGGCUCGGCGUAGCGGCGGCCGCACUACCGCGCCCCAAGUCCGAGCACGACUUCAGCGCGGCGCAGGGGCCCCACCUCGCCUCCACCGCCGCCUUCCAUAAGUCCGACGCCGGCAUCGCGCCCUGA
Messenger RNA from Chilo suppressalis (striped riceborer), 2398 nucleotides. Lineage: Eukaryota; Metazoa; Arthropoda; Insecta; Lepidoptera; Crambidae. The record is from the annotation of a GenBank genome assembly.